GAGCGGUGCGUGGAGGAUGCCUGCACCCCAGGGCGCUGAGCACAGCGGGCGGGGACGGAGGGCCCCGGGUGGGCGAGUUCGGGAGCCAGUGAGCUCAGGAGGGUGACGCAGCCCGGGACGGAUGACCAAUGAGCAUCCAUCACUCCCGUCAGCGCCCCUACACCACGCUCCGGUUGCUUAGCAACCCGGGAGCGAGCGUGCGAACCCCCUCCACGGCCGGUGCGCGCCUGCUCCCGGGCGCGGGCUGCCAUGGCCCCCAGCCACCUGUCGGUGCGGGAGAUGAGGGAGGAUGAGAAGGCCCUGGUGCUGGAGAUGCUGAAGGCCGGCGUGAGGGACACGGAGAACCGCGUGGCCCUGCACGCCCUGACGCGGCCGCCCACCCUGCUGCUCCUGGCGGCGGCCAGCAGCGGCCUGCGCUUCGUCCUGGCCUCCUUCGCCCUGGCCCUGCUGCUGCCCGUGCUGCUGGCCGUGGUGGCCCUGAAGCUGGGCCUGCGGGCCCGCUGGGGCUCGCUGCCCCCGCCGGGCGGCCUGGGGGGGCCCUGGGUGGCGGUGCGCGGCUCGGGGGACGUGUGCGGGGUCCUGGCCCUGGCCCCCGGCUCCCACACGGGGGCCGGGGCCCGGGUCACCCGCCUCUCCGUCUCCCGCUGGCACCGCCGCCAGGGCGUGGGCCGGCGGCUGCUGGCCUUCGCCGAGUCCCGGGCGCGGGCCUGGGCGGGGGGCGCCGGCGAGCCCCGGGCCCGCCUGGUGGUCCCCGUGGCCGUGGUGGCCUGGGGCGUGGCGGGCAUGCUGGAGGGCUGCGGCUACCAGGCCGAAGGGAGCUGGGGCUGCAUGGGCUACGCGCUGGUGAGGGAGUUCAGCAAGGACCUGUGACUCCGGCCCGAGCACCUACUGUGCGCGUGACCACCUACUGUGCGCGGGCACGGUCACCUCCUCCCUGUGCGCGUCCCCAGCCUCGCCCGGGGCCCGGGAGCUCAGGCCGACAGGCCACCCCAGGCAGAGGCCCGUGUGUGGUGUGUGAACUCAGAGGGUGGCCUGCCCGCCUCCCGCCUCCGUCUGUGCCGAGAGCCCGCCCGCCUGUCUCACUGCAAGGUCUGCACCUCCCCAGCCCUCGGCCUGGGAGCCGCUCCGCUGGAGGAGAGGAAGCCGGACAAGUGUGACCCCCCCAAGAGUUAGGACUUGGGACAGGGGUUCCCCCCAAAACGGGGUGGGGUUUGA
This is a messenger RNA of Pipistrellus kuhlii (Kuhl's pipistrelle), 1215 nucleotides long. It is a transcript of the gene NAT14, whose product is annotated as N-acetyltransferase 14 (putative). Gene Ontology annotation, molecular function: N-acetyltransferase activity. Lineage: Eukaryota; Metazoa; Chordata; Mammalia; Chiroptera; Vespertilionidae. The transcript has 3 exons. The coding region runs from base 250 to 870 and encodes 206 amino acids. The record is from RefSeq and is a predicted model, not a curated record.